GGGGGACCCGGUGCCGGUCCCGCCCUGGGGGCGGUCGGGGGCGGCCGGCCCGUCCCCUUUAAGCGGCGCGGCGGAGGGGCCCGCCCGCUCAUUUCCGAGCACGCAGGAAGUGCAGCCGGGGCUCCGCGCCGGCCCGCGCGGUUCUAUCUUCGUUUUGCUGACUCAAACCACAGAUUCCAAGGAAAGGAGAGGAAGUGGAAUAAAAUACUCUAGUGCCGGAGGAAAAGCAAGACUAGCCAAUGAAAAUUACUAUUACUAAAUUGUAGCUUGCUCUCACACGUAGUGGGGGGGAAAAAUUGCUGUCUAUUCAAGACCUACAAAAUUACUUUUGCAGAUUUCCCUCACAAAACUUCGAAUAAGCUUAGCCCCUUCAACUAAAGCACAGUUAGGAAAUGGAAAUAUGAUUCCUUGCUGGUGUCUUGCAUCCUCCUCCCCCUUUGCAGGUUUUUUUUGUUUGGGGUAGGAAAUCCUGAACAAAUUGUAUGGCGUCAAGCAGACUUACAGUUGAUGGUUAUGGAUGACACAGGAACCUCAGAUGUACGUCUCUGCAAUGACACCUGAUUGAGGCAAAGCUUGGAAACUGCUCAUCAGCUAUGUUACCAGAACUUGUAGUAGUUAUUGCAGUUGUGUAUUCUCUCUUUUUCUAAGAUUUGAAGUCUGGGUGAUGUCCCCUGGAAAGCAAGAGCAGAUAAGUCAUCUUUUAGGUUUGGAAAUAGAAAUAAUAUGAGAAUGCCCAGAAGAGGCUUAGUAAUUCAAGCCAGGACUCGUUGGCUAUUGGUGGGCCUUGCAUUACUGUUCAGUUUAGUCCUGCUCAUGUAUUUGCUGGAGUGUGCCCCACAAACAGAUGGCAAUGGAUCUCUGCCUGGUGUCGUAGGUGAAAGCAUGGGUAAAGAAUACUAUCAAGCUCUCUUGCAGGAACAAGAAGAACAUUAUCAAAACCGAGCUACCAGUCUGAAACGUCAGAUUGCCCAGCUAAAGCAAGAGCUUCAGGAAAUGAGUGACAAAUUGAAGUCCCUGCAGGAGAAAAAGAGCCCGAAGGUCAAUGGUAUGAACUACCAGGGCACCAAAGAGCAAACAUCCAACGAUCUCCUAGAGUUUCUUCAUUCCCAGAUUGACAAAGCUGAGGUGAGCGUGGGGGCCAAACUGCCUAGUGAGUAUGGAGUCAUUCCUUUUGAAAGCUUUACGUCCAUGAAAGUAUUCCAGCUGGAGAUGGGGCUCACUCGGCAUCCAGAAGAGAAACCUGUUAGAAAGGAUAAACGAGAUGAGUUGGUGGAAGUUAUUGAGGCUGGCCUAGAAGUUAUCAAUAAUCCAGAUGAAGAAGAUGGACAAGAUGAAGAUGAUGGAGUAGGAGAUAGACAGCUGUAUAGUGAAAAUGAUUUUGUAGAAGGUUACUAUCGUACAGAAAGAGAUAAGGGGACACAGUAUGAGCUGUUUUAUAAGAAGAUGGAUGGCAUGGAGUACAGGCAUGUCACCUUGUUCCGACCCUUUGGACCCCUCAUGAAAGUGAAGAGCGAAACGGUCGAUAUUUCUAGGUCGAUCAUUAACGUUAUUGUUCCUCUUGCUGGAAGAACUGAGGCAUUUGCACAAUUUAUGCAAAACUUUAGGGAUGUGUGUAUUCAUCAGGAUAAGCGUGUUCACCUCACAGUGGUGUACUUUGGACAAGAUGGUCUAUCAGAAGUAAAAAGCAUCCUAGAAUCUGUAGCUAGAGAAACUGACUUCCACAAUUACACACUUGUCUCUCUGAAUGAGGAAUUUAACCGAGGCCGAGGACUUGACAUGGGUGCCCGAGCCUGGGAGAAGGGCGAGGUCCUGAUGUUCUUCUGUGAUGUUGAUGUUUAUUUCACAGCCGAAUUCCUCAACAGCUGUCGCUUAAACGCUGAGCCCGGGAAAAAGGUUUUCUAUCCUGUGGUAUUCAGCCUUUACAAUCCUGCUAUUGUCUAUGCCAACCAAGAUAUACCACCUCCUGUGGAGCAGCAAUUGGUUCACAAGAAGGAUUCUGGUUUCUGGCGGGAUUUUGGCUUUGGCAUGACUUGUCAAUAUCGGACAGACUUUCUGACUGUUGGGGGUUUUGACCUGGAGGUGAAAGGCUGGGGCGGCGAGGACGUGCACCUGUACAGGAAGUACUUGCACGGUGAGCUGAUGGUGGUGCGCACGCCGGUGCCGGGGCUGUUCCACCUGUGGCACGAGAAGCACUGCGCGGACGAGCUGACCCCCGAGCAGUACCGCAUGUGCAUCCAGUCCAAAGCCAUGAACGAGGCGUCGCACUCGCACCUGGGCAUGCUGGUGUUCAGGGACGAGAUCGAGGCGCACCUCCGCAAGCAGGCCUACAGGACUAACAGCGAGGCCGCGGGCUGACGGGCUCCCCGCGCCCGCUGGCUUCACACUGAACCAGCAUCCUUUCACAGCCUUAAUUCCGCUUACAAAUGCAGUGCCUCUCUUUUUCAGUGAAGAAGAGUUUAGAGGGUUUUUGGUUCUCGUGUUUGUUUUCCGAGUAACCCUUUGACUGAUACGCUCUUACCUACGUAUCUUGAGAGUUCAAGCACCUCAGCUAAAUUGGACAGCGUAUGAAGUUCAAGGAAAGUGUCUUCAGUAGCGACUGGGAAAAAUCUGUGGAAUGUACAAAUCAACACUUCUCCAUGUCAUUUCUGUUCUUAUAUUUGCAUUCUUUUGAGAAUUAAAUGAAAUAAUCCUUUGUGUCUUGAGUA
Messenger RNA from Prinia subflava (tawny-flanked prinia), 2705 nucleotides. It is a transcript of the gene CSGALNACT2, whose product is annotated as chondroitin sulfate N-acetylgalactosaminyltransferase 2. Gene Ontology annotation, molecular function: glucuronosyl-N-acetylgalactosaminyl-proteoglycan 4-beta-N-acetylgalactosaminyltransferase activity. The transcript is spliced from 8 exons. Gene Ontology annotation, cellular component: Golgi cisterna membrane. The record is from RefSeq and is a predicted model, not a curated record. Bases 724 to 2355 code for a protein of 543 amino acids. NCBI's taxonomy places the organism in Eukaryota, Metazoa, Chordata, Aves, Passeriformes, Cisticolidae.